UGUUUUGCCGACUUUUAUGCCAAAGGGGAAUCCGGACGACAUAACUGACGGACUUUGGACAACCGAACGGACAUGUCGACGCCAGCUUCAUCGUCAGCGGCAUCCCCUCCGGGGAAAGCCGUUGAUGAGUCGGUUAAACAUCUCCACCUGAUUGAUGCCAUGCGCACAAAUGACAUACCAACUAUUACUGCAGCAGUCCGUCGCCUCGCAGAUAGCACCGUGACACCUUCCUAUGGCAGUCCUCUUCACCUUGCCAUCUCCCUAUGUUCGACGCCGGUGGUUGAGCACCUCGUUGCAACCUUUGGAGAUGCACUCAAGAUCUGGGUAAAUGCACGCAGUCUACCUGACGGUGAAACCCCGUUGCAUGUCGCUGCAAAACUAGGGAGGGCUGACAUCGUCGAGGUGAUCUUCAAAAUCAAAGGAUUGGAUGAUACCAUUCGAGACGCCGAUGGAAGGACGGCGGAGGAAGUGGCAAAGUCGGAGCGAAUAGCGGGGUUGGUUGUCGCUCAUAAGACGCAGUACGCAGAAAAGAUCCUGUCGACGGUCCGACAACACCUUCAUAACAAUGCAACACAAGCUGCGAUCGAUGUGUUCAAGAACGAUGCCCGAGCAAAUGCAUACCUGUCGAUGGGAUGGAUUGAUAUCAAUGCACCCAUUGAUCCCGAAACUGAACACAGUUUCCUGCAUUUUGCGGCCAAAGCAGAUGACGUCCAGCUUUUGAAUUGGGCGCUGGAGCGAGGCGCGGAUCCGGGUGUCAAAGAUAGGAAGGGAAAGAAGCCGGUUGAUCUCUGCCCAAAGAAGGACAGCAACACAAAGGAGAAGCUCAAAACAGCAAUUGCACAGGCUCCCAUCAUGUCCGGCAGCCUACCGCAAGCCACUUCCUCAACGUCAGGAGCACACAAUCCACAAGCUCCGACUUUGCGGGGCACCCUUUUCAAAUGGACCAACUAUGCUGUGGGCUACAAAAACCGCUACUUUGUUCUUGAGCACGGGAAUCUCUCCUACUACAAAUCUUCUACCGACUACCCCCUGGCAUGCCGCGGGUCCAUCUCGACAAUGAUUGCUAAUGUAGUACUACCCGACUCUAGCGAUAAAAGCCGAUUCGAUGUGGUUGGAAAGGGAAGCGUCCGAUACUCGUUGAAGGCACGGAGUCCUGCUGAUGCUAAAAAGUGGGUCUGGGCAUUGAUGGAGAGCAAAAAGUACAUGAUUGAUCGUGCCAAAGAUGCAAGCGGAGACACUUCGCACACAAGCGUCGAAGAGAAGGAAGGUAGCGAGGAAUGGGAGCAAGAAUCGAGCGCUGGUGAAGAUGAGGCCCCUUCUGUGCGACUGUCGGUUGCUACGGACCUUGCAGCAUCUGGAAACAACCUCAAUGUUCCCGCUGAAGAGGGACCACUUGGUUCUGCAAGGUCUUCGGUUUCAGGUGAUGGUGACCGACAUUAUCCGGCCAGCGUUCACACCACACGAACCGCACAGGACGCCCUGCCGACCACGUCAACCCAAGAUAUUGGUACACUAAUGUACCUUUUGAAUGUGCAAUUGGACGUUCAACAGCGCGUUGUAGAGGCGCUUGUGGAUGCAUUAACAGUCCAUAGCAGUAACCUUAGCACUUCGACAGAUCCAUCUGCGGGAGGACCGGUUUCAUCCAAUACUUCGUUUUUACAGGAAGUGGACGUUUCAAAUUUGCCGUCCUUACUCCAAAGUUCAUCCAAACACGUACAGGAUACCGUGCGGAAGCUGGUCGAACGCUGCGAGCAACGUCAACGGCAUUGGGCGAGGAGAUGGAAGAAGGAAAAAGAGAGUCGGAGAAGAUGGGAGGAGGUGGUGCAGAAAGUCUUGGGAAUUGAAGGGUUACCGAGCGGGCAAAAUAUUACAUUGCGGGUUGGGCAUCCUGUUGGUGGUUCUGAUACAGUGUCCAUAGCUACCUCGGGACAUGGUGAUGUUGACUUGGAGGAGGACGAGUUUUUGGAGACGGAGGACGGUGAUGUCUUUUACGAUGCCAUCGAAACGGACACAUCGGCUGCGAAAACGGACACGGGAUAUAUUGAGAACAUGUUUGGAUUUGAUGCGAUCGAUGAAAGUGUUGGAAAACCUGUUUUGGCGCGGAGACCUACUCGGACAGCAACAUCAAUGUCUCUGGUCCUUCCCUCUGGACAUGUGAUAUCUCGAAAAGCUCUCGAAAAAUCCUUGUACGGAUAUCCACCGACAGGUAACUACCGUACCUCGCUUCCUCUAGACCCAUCCACCCCGAAGCCGUCUCUGGCCGUCUGGUCUUUCCUCAAAUCCGCGAUCGGAAAGGAUUUGAGCAAAGUCACGCUACCCGUAUUCUUCAACGAGCCUCUGAGUAUGUUACAACGAAUGUGUGAGGAUAUCGAGUACAUUGAGCUGUUAUCACUCGCCAGCUGUGUUGGACGAGGUUUUGUGCCUGCGGAAGAAGGCGGUGCGGCGCGUACUGCUGCUCAGACACUUGGGGUGUCUUUCGACGAUUUGUGUGGAUUAGACGAGGAGGAUGCGAGUUUGGUGAGAAUCAUGUAUGUCGGGGCCUAUGCGAUGAGCAAUUACUCGAGCACGGUGGGCAGGGUGAAUAAACCUUUCAAUCCAUUGCUGGGCGAGACAUAUGAGUUGGUCCGGGAGGACAAGGGUUUUAGAUACCUGUCCGAACAAGUUUGCCAUCAUCCGCCAAUCAGUGCGUGUCACUGCGAAUCCCCAGAUUAUACUUUCUGGACGGAAGUCAAUGUGAAAUCCAAGUUCUGGGGAAAAUCCCUUGAGAUUCACCCUCUUGGAAUGUGCCAUGCACGUCUUCCUGUCUAUACAAAAGCUACCAAUCCCGAAGAGAAAGCCAGUGUUUCCGGCAUGGAGCAUUAUAGCUGGAAAAAGGUGACCACAAAUGUGAACAACCUCAUUGUUGGCAAGCUUUGGAUCGAUCAUUAUGGCGACAUGGCGAUACACAACUACCGGACAGGAGAGGAUUGCAUUAUCACCUUUAAACCCAAGAAUGCCGGCGGAGGAUGGUUUGGCUUGGGCGGGGGGAGCAAGAAGAAGGAUGACGCAAACGGAGACGCGGAUAACGGCGGUGGUGAAAUUGUUGGAAUCGUCAAGGACGCGAAUGGGGUAGUCAAAUGGGAGCUAAAAGGGCGCUGGGACGACAAGGUCGUAGCGCACUUUGUCGGCUCACCAGCCGGUAAACCCAAAAUAUUGACUCAACCUCUCCCGUUGUGGCGACGUAACCCCACACCAGCCAAUGCUUCGCAAAAUUUCAACUUUACCGCAUUUGCCUGUUCAUUAAACGAAGCCAAUCCUACUCUCACCUCGGUCCUACCCCCCACGGACUCUCGUAUCCGGCCAGACCAACAGGCAAUGGAAAAAGGUCAGUGGGACCUAGCCAACACCUGCAAAGAAAAGCUAGAAGAACUCCAGCGCAACAGACGAAAAAAUAUUAUCGCAGAGUUUGAGAAAACAGGCGUCCCAUCCGGCCCAUCCUCUGAUGUUGGUAUACCCAUUGGUGAGGCCUGGUGGGUCCCCAGAUGGUUUGUUCGAGAGGUGGAAGAGGAUGGUGGGGAAGAGCAUUGGAGGUUUAAUGGCGAGUAUUGGAAGUGGAGAGACCGGGUUCAGAAUGGUGAGGCGUGGCCUGAAUGGGUUUUGGAUGUUUUUGGGACUCGUGGGGGGGAAUCGGUAUAGUGGACGGUAGGGGCUUACGUAGAUGUAGAGGGUGUGUUACUGUUACUGUUUGUCUUUUUUUUCUUUUUGGUUUGAUUUUGUUGAGGUACUCUAAAUACAAUUUUGAUGCGCGGAAAAAACUGCAUUCAGACAGCAA
Spizellomyces punctatus DAOM BR117 is the source of this 3811-nucleotide messenger RNA. RefSeq lists its product as uncharacterized. The transcript is spliced from 7 exons. The record is from RefSeq and is a predicted model, not a curated record. Bases 73 to 3675 code for a protein of 1200 amino acids. Gene Ontology annotation, biological process: piecemeal microautophagy of the nucleus; exocytosis; endocytosis. Gene Ontology annotation, cellular component: cytosol; intracellular membrane-bounded organelle; membrane. NCBI's taxonomy places the organism in Eukaryota, Fungi, Chytridiomycota, Chytridiomycetes, Spizellomycetales, Spizellomycetaceae. Gene Ontology annotation, molecular function: sterol binding; protein binding.